AUGUAUCAGUCACUCGCGCCUCCUAUCGAGCAGUACCUCGAGCGCGGUCGAAACUCCUAUCUCGAUGACAGCCCAAUUCGCGUCUACUUCCUCCAGCCAGUCACUUCAGUCGAAGCUGCAUCGAUAUGCCAGCGCGCACACGACACUUACGCCCGAGACAUUCUUGGCUGUCCAGACUCUGGCAUCGAGGCUCCGAAUUUGUUCAACAUCCAUGCCGCAGAGCGCCACACUUUCCACAGCUUGUUAGAGUGUUGGAAAGACUUUAUGAUCUUCUUGCAGUCCACAUAUAUUUCAGAUCAGGACUACCCAGCAAGCCCAAUAGAAUAUCCCUUGGGCUUUGUUGUGCUUACAGCUCCCAACAGCCAGAGAGCUACGCUGGUGUGCUGUUACAAGGAGAACGAAGAAUGGAGUGUCGGCUCUUGUCUAAUACCAAUUGACGCAGAAUUGGGGAUGCAAGCUCAAGCUCUGAAAUAUUCGGAGGAUGAGUUUGUGAAUUUCGCGCGGUGUUAUGAGAAUGAUUUACCUCGCAGAAGCUCGUAG
This is a messenger RNA of Aureobasidium melanogenum CBS 110374, 540 nucleotides long. RefSeq lists its product as uncharacterized. The transcript has a single exon. Bases 1 to 540 code for a protein of 179 amino acids. NCBI's taxonomy places the organism in Eukaryota, Fungi, Ascomycota, Dothideomycetes, Dothideales, Saccotheciaceae. The record is from RefSeq and is a predicted model, not a curated record.